AGAAGGAAGGAGGCGCGGGCCUGGGCCUCGGAGGCGGAGGUGGGCCCCGAACCAAAGAGGGGGGGGUCCCCCAGCCUGAGCCUGAGAGCGCGCCUGCCCCACUCAGCGAGGACCGAGAGAUGCCGGUGCUGAAGCAGCUGGGCCCCGCGCAGCCCAAGAAGCGGCCUGAGCGCGGCGCCCUGUCCAUCUCCGCGCCGCUCGGCGACUUCCGGCACACGCUGCACGUGGGGCGCGGCGGCGACGCCUUCGGGGACACUUCGUUCCUGAGCCGUCACGGCCAGCCCCCGCCGCCUGCCCUCCGCGCGCCCGCGCCCGCCGACCCGCUGCUGUCCUUCCACCUGGAUUUGGGCCCCUCCAUGCUGGACGCGGUGCUGGGCGUCAUGGACGCGGAGCGCCCGGGGGCCGCUGCCGCCAAGCCCGACUUGGACCCCAGCUCCGGGGCACAGCACUCCAGGGCCCACUGCCGCCCCAACGCGGAUCUCGAGCUGGACGACGUCAUCGGCCUGUAGGCACCCCUGUUUCCGACGCGUUUACCGUCCGGCAUCCUACUUCUUUAUACAUAAACGGCUAAGGUCUCUGCUCCGA
Molecule: messenger RNA, 585 nt
Organism: Odobenus rosmarus divergens (Pacific walrus)
Lineage: Eukaryota; Metazoa; Chordata; Mammalia; Carnivora; Odobenidae
Gene: CDC42EP5
Product: CDC42 effector protein (Rho GTPase binding) 5
Exons: 3
Coding region: 120-509 (129 amino acids)
Source: RefSeq, a predicted model, not a curated record